UGUCACGUCAACAUUCAUAUUGAUAUGAGUGUAACCCACACAGUCCUUGGUACAACCUGAGAAGUGUCUCGUUUCUUUUCCUUUCUCUUUCCGUCAUGCUAUAUCCAUGUUCACCGAGACUGUUGCGUUGGUCGGCAUUGGCUGGUACAUCUUCAUAGCCUGUGUCUGCGCAAUCGGUUACAUCAACCUAUUCAUACACUACCGAAAAGUCCCUGCGCGCGCCGCCGUUCUAUCAAAUAACGAAACAGGCAUCCCGCAUGUUACUGUCAUUCGACCUUGCAAGGGCCUUGAGCCGUACCUCUACGAAUGCCUCGCUUCGACCUUUCUCCAGGACUACCCUCCCGACAAGAUAACAGUGUACUUGUGCGUUUCGUCGCGCUCGGACAGCGCCUACCCGAGCCUUGAAAAAGUGGUGAACGACUACCCCGACCACGAUGCCAGGAUCUUCAUCGAAGAGGAGGACGAUGACACCGCGGGGCCUGACAGUCCCAGAGCCUACCUUGGCCCAAAUCCCAAGAUCAGGAACAUGAGCAGGGCCUAUCGUGAAGCCAAGGGCGACUUGAUCUGGAUCGUCGACUGCAAUGUCUGGGUCGGGCGUGGGAUCUGCGCUCGCAUGGUCGACCGGCUUUGCGGCUUCACUCACGCAGGGCUGCCUCCGGCGACACCGUACAAACUGGUCCACCACCUCCCCAUAUCCGUGGACGUGGACACAUACUCGCAAGGUCGACCGCGAACAGACUCCUCGUCGUACGACGAAACACCCACGACGCCCUUGCUCGCCGACACAGGCGGCCAGCCCAACGGCACGCUCAAGCACCUCAAUCGCUACGGAGGACGUCUGGAAGAACUAUUUCUCUCGUCGUCGCACGCAAAGAUGUACGUGGCAAUCAACAUGGUCGCCGUCGCACCCUGCAUCGUAGGAAAAUCAAACAUGUUCCGCCGUUCGCAUCUCGACCACCUGACCUCCGAGCGCGCAAAGGUUGAAGAUUCUCCUGGGCCUGCCGGGGGCACCACGCCGGUCCACGCCCGGACAGGGAUCGACUACUUUUCCAGCAACAUCUGCGAGGACCACCUCAUCGGCGACCUCUUGUGGAAAUCCAAACUGCCUCGCCUCCCUGGCUUCCCGAGCCGGAUGCGCAACCACGGCCUCGUCCUGGGCGAUCUGGCCAUCCAGCCCAUCGCCGGCAUGAGCGUGGCCAACUACGUGGCGCGACGUGUUCGCUGGCUCCGAGUUCGCAAGUUCACCGUCCCCGUCGCCACGCUCGUCGAGCCCGGCACCGAAAGUUUCCUGUGUUCCGCCUACGGCGCAUUCGGCGUCACGACUCUGCCGUCCACGAGGCCCUUCUUCGGGACGACGUGGACGUGGUUUGUGGUCUGGUGGUUCGUCAGUCUCACUCUCUGGGCCGCGGUCGACUGGACCAACCAUCUCCUCUUACACUCUAGACGGACCGUCGACGAUGCAGACGACGGUACGAAAGUCCCGGAAUUUGUGCGCCACCCCAAAAGUGGUGGUGGCGGUGUGCGGGGGCUGAUUCGGGCACGACGUCGUCCGUUCAAGGAGUGGCUUUGCGCAUGGCUCGGUCGUGAGGCUUUGGCACUGCCGAUCUGGAGCUGGGCGAUCUGGGGUGGUGUUAGUGUGACGUGGAGAGAUCGUCGGUUCUGGGUCGGGCUGGACAUGAAGGUUCAUGAGAUACAUGAGACUGGCAAGACAACGACGACGACAGCUACAACAGCAACAGCACCACUUGGAAUGAGCAAUGGGCAUACGAAUGGGAAUGGUUAUGCGAGUGGGAAGAAACGCACCGAGUAGAUGGAUGAUAGAGUCAGGAGUCUCGGGGUAAUCAAUCCGUAAAAGCCUGUGAAACA
This is a messenger RNA of Exophiala oligosperma, 1866 nucleotides long. RefSeq lists its product as uncharacterized. Gene Ontology annotation, biological process: glucosylceramide biosynthetic process. NCBI's taxonomy places the organism in Eukaryota, Fungi, Ascomycota, Eurotiomycetes, Chaetothyriales, Herpotrichiellaceae. The record is from RefSeq and is a predicted model, not a curated record. Gene Ontology annotation, cellular component: membrane. The transcript has 2 exons. Bases 107 to 1810 code for a protein of 567 amino acids. Gene Ontology annotation, molecular function: ceramide glucosyltransferase activity.